AUGGUCCAGCUCAGAGUCAAGGACGGUGCCAAGCAUGUUAAAGAGGUGCUCCCUCAAACCAAGGGCCAAAGUGCCAGCAGCAGCAGCCAUGACCCUGAAGCUGACGAUGGCUUCCAGAUAGAAAAGGACUGGGAUGGUGACACUGUGGUGGCGGAAUAUGUGGAGCCAAUUGGAGUUGAAUACACCUAUUCUGCAGAAAUCAUACCAAUAACGGACAUUCCUGAAGCGUGUGGGUACACAUUAGAUCCUGUGCGUGGUUUUGCAGUGGUCUCCUUUGGUGGUUGCUAUGUUAAACGUACCAGCCACUACAGCCUGCAACUGCAGUUCACCAACAAACUGGGUCAGUCACAGGCAGCCACCAUUUCCUGUGACCCGCCCCGCAGACCAAAAACGGGUGUUUCUCAUGGCACUGAACCAGUACGAACGCCCAAGUGCAGUAAAAAGGUGCCACCGCCAACCCUUGAAGCGGAUGACACAGCUGCACUGAACUGCAUGUAUCCCACUGAAGAACGGGUCACUUGUGGCCAGAAGUCCAUGACUCAGGCAGAAUGUGAGAACAUGGGAUGCUGUGCAGAUCCAUACACAUCCCUUUGCUACUACCCACUGGAUGAGUGCACCAAAGAUCGCCAUUUUGUAUUUGCCAUUCGGCAUGACUCGGCAUCCAUCUCAAUAGAUCCAACCAACCUUGUAACUCCUGGAGCCUCAUGCUACCCAGUUUUUGUUACAGAGGAAGUAGCAAUCUUCAAAUUCAAAGUGACCGAAUGUGGCACUCGUGCAUAUACUGUUGGGAAAACCCAAGUCUACCUAGCAGAAGUGCAGACGCUUGUACAAGCGCUCAACCUCAAAUUUGGAAUGAUCACCAGAACUGAUCCAGUCAGAUUCUUGAUCGAGUGUCGCUACAGUAGUGAAGAAUCUCCUUAUGCGAUGGAAAGUGUCGGAUACAUGGUCAAGACCCCAAGCCUUGACCUGCCGUCGCACAUAGUCUUGGAUGUUAGUUACAGCGUCCAGCUACGGAUUUCACUAGAUGACUCUUACACGGAAUACAUGCCCACUCACCACCCGCCGUUGCAUCUUCUCCUGGGUAAUCCAGUCUAUCUGGAACUAAACCUCAAUAAUGCUGAUCCAGAUUCUGUCCUGGUGGUGAAUUACUGUGUGGCUUACCCUCGAUCAGCGAAGAAUGCCAUGGUGAUGGUUUAUGAGGGGUGCGCAAACCCAAAUGAUAAGACGGUGACCAUUAUUCCCAUCGGCGAUACCACCAACCGCUUUCAGAGGCGUUUUGUGAUCACUGCCUUCCAGUUCUUGGACGAGUCGACAACGAAGUACCUUGAUGAAGAAAUCUAUUUCAUGUGCUCAACGGAAGUUUGUCGACCAGCGGAAAAGGAUUGUGGCGUACAGUGCUUUGAUGGAAUGGCUAACUCUAUCCCUGGUGUCCUGUUGGUUAACUCACAAAAGGCAGAGUUGUCUGCACUGACACUACCUGUCUUACAGGAAAUGGCCAACCACCAACUUUAA
Messenger RNA from Synchiropus splendidus (mandarinfish), 1512 nucleotides. RefSeq names its product zona pellucida sperm-binding protein 4-like. Bases 1 to 1512 code for a protein of 503 amino acids. Gene Ontology annotation, cellular component: egg coat. Gene Ontology annotation, molecular function: structural constituent of egg coat; acrosin binding. The record is from RefSeq and is a predicted model, not a curated record. The transcript is spliced from 12 exons. NCBI's taxonomy places the organism in Eukaryota, Metazoa, Chordata, Actinopteri, Syngnathiformes, Callionymidae. Gene Ontology annotation, biological process: binding of sperm to zona pellucida; prevention of polyspermy.